AUGUUCCGUGUGCUUGGAUUUUGUCUGGUGGCAUGGGCCAGGGCCGAGCCUGCGUGCACGUCGCGGGCGGUGGAGUCGGCGGCGCCGGCGCGGCCGUGUCUCUGCGCCUUCGACGUGGACCGCACGCUCACCGGCUUUCAGGAGCUUCUGUCGGAGUGCCCCCGGAAUUUGGUCAUGGAGGGUAUCAAGGACUACGCCUACCUCUAUGCCACGCCCCGGGGCUUCGGGUUCCUCACGCUCUCGCAGCUCUCGCAGGGCUUGAACACCACCUUUUGCCGCAACUGUUACCUUGGCAUCGCCAGCGCCGGCGGUGUUGGCCUAGACGACGAGAAGCAGGCGAUCCUCGCGGCGCUGAAAGCGGCCGCCUCGGCCGAGGCCAGCGCCGCCAUGCCCAACUGGACCACCGAGGCGGACGUGACACUCCAGGAGCAGACGCCGCCGCCUUUUGUGGCAUGGUGCCCCGAGGGCCAAAAGCACCUGUGCACUGCGAAGAUCGUGGAGUGGUACCGGGCACGCGACGUGCCCAUCCUGGACGAGGACGUGUACUUCUUCGACGACAAGGAGGACAACGUGCGGCCCUUCACCGGCACCAGCUACAACGCUCUGCAGGUCUCUUGCGGGACCCGCAACGGCACGCGGGGCCUCUGCGGCGGCACGCUCCAGGAGGCGCAGCCCGCGAAGGGCGUCUUCUUGUGCCACGGAGCUGCCCAAGUCUGCGCCCAGGAUCUGGACUCGCCUCGGCUGAUUUGA
Molecule: messenger RNA, 750 nt
Organism: Effrenium voratum
Lineage: Eukaryota; Dinophyceae; Suessiales; Symbiodiniaceae
Source: the annotation of a GenBank genome assembly